Cimex lectularius (bed bug) is the source of this 3114-nucleotide messenger RNA. Its product is annotated as voltage-dependent calcium channel subunit alpha-2/delta-3-like. Lineage: Eukaryota; Metazoa; Arthropoda; Insecta; Hemiptera; Cimicidae. Gene Ontology annotation, cellular component: voltage-gated calcium channel complex. The annotation marks the transcript as partial. The transcript is spliced from 22 exons. Gene Ontology annotation, molecular function: voltage-gated calcium channel activity. The record is from RefSeq and is a predicted model, not a curated record.
AAUGCAACGGUUUUAUAUAUUUUAGGAGAAGAUAUAAGAAGAGCUUUAAGAUGGUCUGAAGGCCUCGAUAAUGUCUUCCAACAAAAUUACCUUGCAGAUCCUACCAUUUCUUGGCAAUAUUUCGGCAGCCCUACCGGAGCUCUACGUCUCUAUCCAGCGUUGCAUUGGAGGAAGCCAAGGCAUCCUGACCAUGUUGACACAUUCGACUGCCGGACACGUUUUUGGUACAUUGAAGCUGCAACAUGUUCCAAAGAUGUUGUCAUACUUUUAGACAAUUCCGGUUCGAUGUACGGAAUGAGGAAUACAAUAGCAAAACUUACUGUUUCAAAAAUAUUAGACACCUUUAGCAAUAAAGAUUUUAUUAAUAUUGUGAUUUUCAACACUACAGUAAUGGAAGUUGUGCCUUGUUUCCCUACUGAUACGCUUGUCCAGGCGACACCAGAAAAUAUUAUGACUUUUAAAAGAAGUUUAGAUAAAAUAGAACCUGAAGGUAAAGGAGAUUUUCCAGGAGCUUUUGAAUUUGCAUUUAAACUUUUAGCUAAGGUAAGAGAGAAUAAAACAUGCGAGGAAGGUGUUUGCAACCAAGCUAUUAUGCUUAUAACUGACAGCAUACCUGAAAACUUCACCUUAGUCUUUGAAAAAUACAAUUGGUUUGAUAAUCGUACGCGUAUACCUGUCCGAGUCUUUACAUAUUUGAUCGGGCUUGAAGUCAUGAAUAAAAGAGAAAUCAAAUACAUGGCGUGCAUGAACCGAGGCUACAAUGUACAUAUAAAGUCAUUGGAAGAAGUUGGGAGUCAAGUUCUUAAAUACAUUCCUGUGAUUGCAAGGCCAAUGGUGCUCCAAGAAGUUGAACAUCCACUGACAUGGACGCAUAUGUUCACAGAUGGAGCGGGUGACCCUGAUGAAGAUGAUGAUCUGGAAAAUGAUGUCAGUGAAAAAAUUCAGUACAGAUUCAUGACUUCUGUUUCAGGGCCUGCGUACGAUCGAGCUAAUCUAAAAAAUAAUGAGUCAAUUCAGGCUUCCUUACUUGGCAUUGCUGGAACUGAUGUUCUUAUAUCAGAUAUAAAAGGUCUCACAGUACCUUACAAGAUAGGAGCUAACGGUUAUGCGUUCCUCAUUACAAAUAACGGAUACUUGAUGUUUCACCCAGACUUAAGGCCUCUUCAUAACGGCUUGAAAAAACGCAACUACAACAGUGUCGAUCUCACUGAGGUGGAAUUUUUAGAUGAUGAUAAUCCAGUUGCAAGAGAUCCAAGCCCAGAAAUACUCGAGUUAAGAGAAGCAAUGGUUACAGAAACAGAAGGAAGUCGGUUCGGUUUGAAGAUUAAAUUUCACUAUGACAAAAAGAGGCGUGUGGGUGUCGAAACGAGGAAUUAUUUCUUUGCUGCAUUAAACAACACACCUUUUACUAUGGGGCUUGUGCUUCCUUACUCAUAUGGAAAUCAUUGGAUAAAGGCUGGCGAUGAAAUAAUGAAAUCGCAACAAAUGGGUAUUCCUUUGAUCAAUCAUUUUAAAGGAAAUUGGAGAAUUCAUCCUGAAUGGAUUUAUUGUGACUAUCACAGGACAAAGCUGGUUUUCAGCUCAUCAGAAGAUAAAUUGGUACAUUUUCUAAAAAUGAUGUCAAACCCAAAUUGGGUCUGGAAGGAAAAAUAUUCAAACGAAGAGGAAUAUUCAAUAUAUAACUGCACCAGGCCAGAGGUCAAAGAAGGUGAAUAUUACUGCGAUAAAGAACUCUUACAAUUGUUGGUUUUUGACGCUAAAGUCACAGAAGGCUCAUACAGAUCUACAAUUUGGGCUGCUAAAAAUCGCAGAGAGGAAGAGUUAGCAGCCAAUUUUGGUGCAUCGUUGCGUUUUGUAGCUACGCAAAGUGGCUUAACUAGGUGGCAAAAUAUACCAGAUCCCAUCGAUGAUAAUGACAAAUCUUUUGGUAAUGAACAUAAAAUGGCACUAGAUGAGGUUUGGUAUAAAAGCGCUGUUUUACACCACCAGUUAGACCCUGAAGCGUUCGUUUUCUCCGUACCUUUUGAAUCAGGAGAGACUGAGAAUCUGACUGUCACAGCGAGCUAUGCUAUUUUCCCAAGGGACGGCGGCAAUGAAGCCCCUGGUUCUGUCGUCGGCUUGCACAUUCAGCAUAAAGCUUUAUUGAAAAGAUUUAUGUCAAUAACGUCAAACUCUAAACAAUGUCCGAACUGCCCUACAUGUUCAUCGGAUGAAAUAGACUGUUACAUCAUUGACGGAAAUGGCUAUAUAAUUGUGUCUGAAACACUCAACGACACUGGAAGAUUCUUUGGAGAUGUUGAAGGUGCUAUAAUGGAAGCUAUGGAAGCUAAAGACAUAUUCAGAAAAAUAGAUAUUUUCAACUAUCAAGGAGUUUAUUAUUUCCCAGUGGAGUCUUCCAGCGGAGUGGACAUUUUAUGGACGCCUUUUAAAGUUGUUUUCUUGUUGAUGAAAUAUUUCAUUGGAAAUCUAAUAUGGACUCUGUUAGAGAAUUCUUUAUUUUACAAAGUACAGGCUGAAUUUGAUGAUUAUGACUACUAUAGUGAGCUUGAGUACAUACCUGUUGAUACUUUCAAAGAGGAUAUUCCGGAACAGUUCCAUACAAGAUUGAAAGAUGAAAAGCCUAGGUUCACUAGGGAGCCCUGUGAUGAAAAAGGUCAACUGUAUUUACUUCAGCAGUUGCAUAAAGUUGGAUACCAUUCUGUAGAAUCAGCAAACUGUUCUCGGCCAUUUCAUGUCAAACGGAUUCACCAUACGAAUUUGCUUCUCAUUGUCGUCGAUGCACUUUAUCAGAGUUGUUAUCGUAAAGUGAGUGCAAAAAUGACUAAGAUAGAGUACAAUGAAUCUGUUUCUCUGAGCUGUCAAAAGCUCAAUCUCAAUACAUUACCAAGAAGAAGACUGUCAGGCUGUUUCAAUGCCCAUCCAUUGGAAGCUUUCAUAAAUGACUGUGGUAAUACAGGGCUGUCUAUUCAUUCCAGUUCAUGUUUGUUAAUUACGCUCUUACUUUUAGUCUUUCAUGACAAUUUUUAUGCGUUUAUUGUUGAUCAAAUGUUAAAUUAAGUUGAUAUUGAGAAAUGCCUUUUUAUAAAAUAUACUUUGAUUGAUUAUUCAAUUUUA